GUUUCAGAUUUUAGCUCUCAAGCAAAUGUCGUAUUAAGAUAAAUUGCAAUGAAUAGUUCAAUUAUAAGUGCGCUGCAAACAUGUUUUUAAAGUUUUUUAUUUGUGAUUUUGUUUUAACAAUUUUUAUAAUAUUAGGAAUAAAUGGACAAUUUGAAAUUAAAAACACUGACCGAUUUUCAAAAGUAAGAUAUUUAAUAUCAAAUGGAAAAGAUUUUAGUGGUAACAACAAACCCUUAUUCCAAUGGGAUGCAAAGUUGCCCCAAGAAAUAAAUACUACUCCCAUGGUAGCCAAUUCUUUAUUUAAUUAUAUUUUUUCAACUACUACCAGUCCAUUAAAGAAACCUAAAAAGGCUAAAAACAUAAAAGUAAAAAAGCAAAAAAGAACAUUACGACAUCAAAAUACUUCACAUGAAGCAAACACUACGAGUCUUCUGGGCCCAAGCUCAAUUUUAAACGUUGAUACUAUAUCAAAAGAACCAAAGAAGAAAAAUAAAAGACGAAGGAAAAAGAAAAAAAAGAACAAGCGAGUAAAACAAAAGAAUAAUAUUCCGAAAAUGACUACGGCCAGCAAUUAUAAUGGAAUUUUAAGAAAUAUGUCACUGGACGAGUUAAUUAGCAAACUAAACGAAAAUCCCGAAGUAAAUUUAAACAACUUAAACCAAGAUAUUUAUUUUAACAAAACUAUAACCUACCAACAAAAUAAUACCUUAAUAGGUAAAAAUUUAAAUGGGACUAAAACAAUAAAUCUUAAAGUGGAUUUAGGAAAUAAACCUAGGUCCAGAUGCCGAUUCAAUAAUGGUGGCUGUUCCCAUAUUUGCAGAAUUAAAGGCUUACGAAAAUGUGUUUGUUUCAAGGGAUACAAUCUGGAUAAAGAUAUGCAUACUUGCAAAGACGUAGACGAAUGCAAAUUGAACAAUGGCGGCUGCCAAACCACCUGCCACAAUACCGUCGGUUCCUACCAAUGCAGAUGCGCAGAAGGGUUUCGCCUCGACGACGAUGGGAAAUCAUGCGUGGACGUAAAUGAGUGUCUGCGCAGAAAUGGACACGGAUACUGCGACGAUCUCUGCACGAACACAUAUGGGUCAUAUGUUUGCAGCUGCGGAGCUGGCACAGUCCUGGCCAAGGAUAGACAUUCUUGUGUGGACAUCGACGAGUGCGUCCAAGGAAAAUCUGGCUGUACUCAUAUUUGUAUUAAUACAAUAAGAGGCGCUUUCUGCGCUUGUCCUGAAGGUAUGGAGUUAUCUUUAGACUCCAAGACUUGCCAAGGUACAGCUGUUUAAUGUUUAAGAAGGAAAAGUGUUUAGACUUUAGACUGCAAAAUCUGAGUUUGUAAUUUUGUAAGAAAAUUUAAUUUUUAUAAAGGAAAAUGUAAAAGGUAGUACUAAAAAAAGUUUUCUGUUAUAAGUUGCUUUAAUUAAUAAAAUUAGGUUAUCAAUAUAAUAAGUAUUUAUAAUAUAUUAUAUUUAUUACAAAAUAUAAAAUUAC
Messenger RNA from Brassicogethes aeneus, 1485 nucleotides. The record is from the annotation of a GenBank genome assembly. NCBI's taxonomy places the organism in Eukaryota, Metazoa, Arthropoda, Insecta, Coleoptera, Nitidulidae.